This is a messenger RNA of Camellia sinensis, 672 nucleotides long. Lineage: Eukaryota; Viridiplantae; Streptophyta; Magnoliopsida; Ericales; Theaceae. The record is from RefSeq and is a predicted model, not a curated record.
AAAAAAAAAAAAAAAAAACGACGACUGCCAUACCCACACAGGUACAUGGGACAGCACACAUUGAGACAUGCCUCCUCUGUUUCCACAUGCCACUCCCAAUCACCCGAAUAACACAACCCCGCACAUCGGAGUCCGAUGAUCGGACCCAUCUCCGGCGAUGAUCCGCCGGAAUCAGAUACAGAUUUCACCGGCGACAUAGCCCACAACAGAUUCAGCUUCCGAUUCAACAUAGCCUACACAAUCUACUUCAUUCUCGGCUGCGCCUUCCUCCUCCCCUGGAACGCCUUCAUCACCGCCGUCGACUACUUCUCCUACCUCUACCCGGCCGCCUCCGUCGACCGUGUCUUCGCCGUCGCCUACAAGCCCCUCGGCCUCUUCUCUCUCCUCUUCAUCGUCGCCUAUGCCCACAAACCCUAUUCCUAUAUCCGAGUCAACGUAGGCCUCUCUCUCUACGUUUUCUCUCUCCUCCUCGUCCCUGUUAUGGAUGUGCUUUACAUCAAGGGCCGCACCGGCCUCUAUGAUGGCUUCUAUGUCACGGUGGCGGCGGUGGCGAUUUCUGGUGUGGGAAGUGGGUUGGUUCAGGGUGGGAUCGUUGGGGCCGCCGGAGAGUUGCCGGGGAGGUAUAUGCAAGCUGUUGUCGCCGGGACUGGAGCUUCAGGUUUAUAUACUUGA